AUGAAGACCACUCGUUCGUCAUUCGUCCGAUCCAAUUUAUUUUUGAAAACCAACAAAACUAUUCAUUCCGUAGCAAGAAACACAUCAUGCAGUCGUGGGUGGCUCCGCCUUGUUGUUCAGAUGAUCUUUGGCGCUAUAACAGUGGCCAGUUUCAUACUCAUCAUCAUGAUGACCUUCCAGCGAAACCAUAACCAUCGGGUACCAUGCAGAACCGUGUCCUGUAGGAUAACCUGUAACGCUAACUACAAUGAGUACGACAUAAUCGACGCGAUAUUGGCAGCUGAAGCAGACUGUAAUCUGCAAGUGACUUUGAAUAACGCUAUGUUUGAAAACGGUAUUCUUCCUUCAACAUGGCUGCAUAGGCUUCCAUAUUCUAUUGACACACUAUCAAUCGUGGGAGGUAAUUUGCGACAGAUUUCUAAUGACGCAUUUUUGAGUGACUUUACAAUGCAUUUAAAAACUCUAAUGUUCGAAAAUGUAACAUUAGAAUCGUUGACAUCUAAUACGUUCAUUGGAUUAGUCGAAUUACAAUUUUUGAGAAUCAGAAAUUGUAUUCUGAAAGGAGUGGGACCUUCCACAUUAAGAGCUGUUGAUAACACAAUCAAAACGUUAACUAUUACUGGAAGUGGCGCAUGGGAUCCUGAGUUAUUUACAGGUACCAGAUCAAAUAGUUUAAUUCAAUUAACUGUAGUGAACUUUUCUUUCAACAGAUUCGGUAGUAUCCUAACAGCACAUAGUUUUACAGAACUUGAAUAUUGUCAGGACCUUUAUCUUAAUUCCUGCGGUAUAACUUCAAUAGGUAAAGGUGCUUUUGAUUCACUAAAAAAUAUAUCCAUGCUGUUUUUGAAUGAUAAUCUCCUUAUGACUUUAGAACCUGGAUUAUUUCAUACAAUUUUAAGUAUCCAGACACAUAUACCUCCUAGGAUUAAUCUCCAAAACAAUUUAUGGCAUUGUGAUUGCUCUCAAAGUGAGAUUAUGGAAUUAUAUUCGAAAGGCCUGCUUUUAGUUGAACCUACUUGUUAUCAACCUGUGUCAUUAAAUGGAAAACCGAUAUCAAGUCUUGAACUACUCUGUAAAAAUAACACUCAGCAACAUAGUUCUCUGCGGUAUCGUAACACUACAAUAAACCUGGAUUACGACACACCAAAUAAUUGUUAUUACGGUACCAAGGUUUUAUUAAAUACUUCGCUUGAAAUCAUUUCGCCAUCACCGUUUUUCACUUGUCCCAACCUAGGUAUCAUAAAUUUUGAGAGAGAUACACGAGCAUCUUUAGAAUUUACCAGUGCAGAUAUAUCGAACAGUAGUUGGUUGCGUCCAGAAUUUGUUUUGAGGCACAGAAACGUUUCAAUGUUGCAAAUUGUUACGGGAUUGAAUGACAGUUAUGGGUUAUUGUGGUAUCACACAAAGUGCCCAAACGAAAUUUAUUGCUUCAGCGUCUUGCCUCACAUUUUGAGACUGUACAAUAUCAAUGAGUACUCCAAAUAUACAUUUUGUCCGUUACAAAUGUCUAAUGUUCGAGUGCAUUUAGAUUAUUGUGUAAAUUAUGCCGUGGCUACUAAUGAUACCAAACAACAUCGUCAUUAUAUCAGACCCUUGUUGUAUGCUGCCACUGGUUUAGUUUGUUUAUUUUUCGGUGCAAUUCUCGUGUACAGCAUCAUUCGAAAGAAUCCCCACUUAUUGAAAGGAAGUAAAAGGCUUUUGUUUGUGAAACAUAGAUCUGUAGACGCGUUAGUUCUCCCUCCAAAGAUACCUUUGCGCACUAAUAGUGUGUCGAAGAAAAUUAAGGAAUCAGAUUUUGACCAGAAAAAUGUUUAUACGAUUUCUGACAAUGAAAAGCUGUUACCUCCAUGUGAUCUGAUUAGAAGCGGUUCUUGGCGCAGUGCAAAGAGCAGUUCUCCCACUUAUAUAUCAGCCUUGCAACCUACUGAAGCACAGCUGGCCGAAUGGCGCUUAAGACACCAUUUUGAUAAAAAUGCAAACUUUAAUUCAAUCUCUUCCUCUGAUAGCUCCAUGCAUACCUGGUUGUGCGAUAACACUUCCACCAACAAUGCAAGUUAUGCUUAUGUCGCUUAUGAACAUCUUAAAUACAAUAAUUAUGAUAAAUUGCACUAA
Messenger RNA from Chilo suppressalis (striped riceborer), 2112 nucleotides. The record is from the annotation of a GenBank genome assembly. Lineage: Eukaryota; Metazoa; Arthropoda; Insecta; Lepidoptera; Crambidae.